UCUUUGUAGCAGUCUACAACAGAAGCCUACAUAAUUACUGAUUUCAAUGGAAGCGUCGCACAGUAACUCUUCCGCCACCACCACCGCAACAGCCACCGCAAAUAAUCCAAAUUCAAGUGAUGAUCCAAUUUUGUCACCGUCUCCGGUGUGGCCAACAGUAGAUGGACCUUUAGGUCUAUCAGAGGAAGAAUCAUUAAAUUACGCUGGCAGAUUCUACAAGUUCGGAUAUGCAUUAUUGCCCUUGCUUUGGGCUGUUAAUUGCUUCUACUUCUGGCCCGUUCUCCGCCAUUCUCGCUCUUUCCCUCGGAUUCGUCCCUAUGUCGUCAGAUCAGCAAUUGGGUUCACAGCAUUCUCAGUUCUUCUUUGCUCAUGGGCCAUGACAUUUGCUAUUGGAGGGGAGAAACUUUUUGGCCCUGUUUGGGAUAAACUUGUUAUGUACAAUGUCGCCGACCAACUAGGCUUGACAGGCUGGAUAUAGUCAUACGACUGUUUUGAAAACUAAAAGCUGUGACGAUAUUCAAUUGCCUUGUUUUAGUUGUCUUUCUUGUACCGCCUUGAUCAUGGGGAUUUUGAAGACAUCUAGUGUAUUCUGUAACUAAAGAGCUAUAUUGAUCACUCAUUUAUCUGAAGCAUCUUUUCCUC
Messenger RNA from Mercurialis annua (annual mercury), 642 nucleotides. Its product is annotated as probable gamma-secretase subunit PEN-2. Lineage: Eukaryota; Viridiplantae; Streptophyta; Magnoliopsida; Malpighiales; Euphorbiaceae. The transcript has 2 exons. Gene Ontology annotation, cellular component: gamma-secretase complex. The coding region runs from base 47 to 478 and encodes 143 amino acids. The record is from RefSeq and is a predicted model, not a curated record.